Mangifera indica (mango) is the source of this 1350-nucleotide messenger RNA. RefSeq lists its product as uncharacterized. NCBI's taxonomy places the organism in Eukaryota, Viridiplantae, Streptophyta, Magnoliopsida, Sapindales, Anacardiaceae. The transcript is spliced from 9 exons. Bases 37 to 1221 code for a protein of 394 amino acids. The record is from RefSeq and is a predicted model, not a curated record.
AGCAGUAAAAUCCGUUAAAAAAUCCCUCCUAUUUCGAUGGAGUCGCUUUCCACUUCGCUCCUCAAAACUGCUUUACCUCCUUCUUCUGCUUAUUCCUUCUCCAACCUAGCAACCAAUAAGCGAAUUGGGUAUAUUAAAUUCGCUGAAAGUAGCUCUAAUUUUGGCGGUGUUGGGCUCCGCAUUCAUGCUUUAGCGCGUCAAGUGCCUGGUGAAAGUGAAGACGAGAAGCCUGUGAAUAAUGUGUUCGGCUUAGUUUCUGGAGAUAGCGACUCUUUGUCGCAGGGUAAUUCAAAUCACUGUCAUAGUAAUGAAAAGGAUGCUGAUAAAAUAUUAAAGUUGGAGGCUCCUCUUCUACCCUCUCCUCAUGGAAUUGGAAGUGGAACAGGAACAGGAACAGGUGGGGGAACAAGAGCUGGACUUUUUAGAACCCCAAUAUCUGGUGGUGUGCAGAGUGCAACCUCAGCUUAUGGUUUACCUCGACCAGCCUUAGCAGUUCGCAAUCUGAUGGAGCAGGCCAGAGUUGCAUAUCUUUGCACUGUAAUGUCUCAAAUGCACCACCGGCAGGAAGGUUAUCCAUUUGGGUCCCUUGUAGAUUUUGCACCUGAUUCUUCUGGGCACCCAAUAUUUUCAUUUUUACCACUGGCCAUCCAUACACGGAAUUUGUUAGCUGACCCCAAGUGCACACUUGUUGUGAAGGUACCAGGAUGGAGUGGCUUAUCAAAUGCCAGAGUUACAAUUUUUGGGGAUGUAUACCCACUUCCAGAGCACCAACAGGAGUGGGCCCGUGAACAAUACAUAGCAAAACAUCAACAAGGGCCUUCCCAACAGUGGGGGAAUUUCUACUACUUCAGGAUGCAGAACAUAAGUGACAUAUACUUCAUUGGCGGGUUUGGCACUGUUGCUUGGGUUGAUGUCAAGGAAUAUGAAGCCCUCAAGCCUGAUAAAAUUGCUGUCGAUGCAGGCGAGCAAAAUCUGAAGGAACUCAAUGCUACAUUCUCAAAGCCCCUAAGAGAGCUCUUAUCAAAAGAUACAGAGGUAGAUGAUGCUGCCUUCGCAUCAAUAGAUAGCAAAGGAACUGAUAUCCGUGUCCGUCAAGGUGCACAGUACAAUAUGCAGAGGUUGUCUUUCAAAGAAGGUCGUGCAGUUGAAACCUUAGAUGAAGCCAAGGCUGCCCUUUGGAAACUAAUUAAAGAGGGUCCGGUACAUAACUUGCAUACAUAAAACUCGGAAAAGUCGGAUUGCUAAUAAUACAUUGAGCACUGGUUUCCUACAUUCCUGAUAAAAAGUGUAGCUAUGUGCACUUAUAAUUAGUACAAAUUUAGAUAUCAAUUAUGAUGUAUUAUUAUGUGA